AUGUCCGCUCCUCAAACUACCCAAGUCGAGGUCAUCCAGCAAGGUGACGGUAAGACCUUCCCUAAGGUUGGUGACACUGUCACCAUCCACUACACCGGUACCUUGGAAAACGGAAAGAAGUUUGACUCUUCUCGUGACAGAGGUAAGGCUUUCCAGUGCACAAUUGGCGUCGGUCAAGUCAUCAAGGGCUGGGACACUGGUAUCCCAAAGUUGUCUGUUGGUACCCAGGCCAAGUUGACUAUCCCAGGUCACGAGGCUUACGGUCCAAGAGGCUUCCCAGGCUUGAUUCCUCCAAACGCCACUUUGGUUUUCGAUGUUGAAUUGUUGGGUGUCAACUAA
This is a messenger RNA of Metschnikowia bicuspidata var. bicuspidata NRRL YB-4993, 339 nucleotides long. RefSeq names its product peptidylprolyl isomerase (gene RBP1). The transcript has a single exon. NCBI's taxonomy places the organism in Eukaryota, Fungi, Ascomycota, Pichiomycetes, Serinales, Metschnikowiaceae. Gene Ontology annotation, molecular function: peptidyl-prolyl cis-trans isomerase activity. The coding region runs from base 1 to 339 and encodes 112 amino acids. The record is from RefSeq and is a predicted model, not a curated record.